UAGAAGAAGAGUGUUGUCGUCGUAGCAACCGGAAGCUUAACGUUAUAGCGUAAAGACUGUCCCCGGGUUUUGUAGAUAAGUAUAACUGUUGCAUUAUAUUUAGUUUCUGCUUUGUCAUCUGUUAGAAACAAACUUACUUUCGGCACGCCAACUGAACUAUAUUAGCAGGUUUUAACACCUUUUAUAGAGCUGCUGCGUGCAUCCGCGUUCAAUGUCGGUGGUAAGCAGUCUGGUGCCAGCCCGUUUCUUGACUCUCAUCGCGCAUCUUGUGAUAGUCAUCAUCAUCUUCUGGUCCCGGGAGAACAGUGUCAGAGCCUGCCUCCCACUGGAUUACACUAAUGAAGAAUACAGCUUUGAGGACACACGACUUGUAGUGGCAUUAUCCGUGACCCUGGGCCUGUUUGCUGUCGAGCUGGUUGGGUUCCUCUCUGGAGUCUCUAUGUUCAACAACAAUCAAGCUCUUCUAUCUAUUGGAUGUCACACCAGUGGCGCUGUGGCUUUGCUCUUCUUCUUGUUUGAGCAAUGGACCUGCAGCAUCUACUGGUGGAUCUUUGGCUUCUGUAGUGUGAUUCCAGCACUAUAUGAGAUGAUCCUUUUUAUUGUAGUGUUUGGAUUUAAGAGGAAGCCUCUAUAAGGAUCUCUGCAUUCUUGGUUCAGGCGGAUAUUGUCCUUCCAUGACUUCCUGAAAUGAGAAUAAUAUUCACUGACACAAUGAAUAAGCAUUUUCGUAAAAUUAGUUCUUAGAUUGCGAAAUUAUGUUUGAAGGCUUUUUGAUGGUUUUAUGUGGUUACUAAAAACUGCUUUAAAUUUCUUUCUUGAAAAUAUCACAUUUUGUACAUAUUGUGAUGAAUUAAAGCAUUUUGUAUUUUGAUACAACUGA
Molecule: messenger RNA, 880 nt
Organism: Carassius carassius (crucian carp)
Lineage: Eukaryota; Metazoa; Chordata; Actinopteri; Cypriniformes; Cyprinidae
Product: transmembrane protein 107-like
Exons: 6
Coding region: 212-634 (140 amino acids)
Biological process (GO): protein localization to ciliary transition zone; non-motile cilium assembly
Cellular component (GO): MKS complex
Source: RefSeq, a predicted model, not a curated record